This is a messenger RNA of Brienomyrus brachyistius, 5953 nucleotides long. It is a transcript of the gene elk1, whose product is annotated as ETS transcription factor ELK1. Gene Ontology annotation, cellular component: nucleus. NCBI's taxonomy places the organism in Eukaryota, Metazoa, Chordata, Actinopteri, Osteoglossiformes, Mormyridae. The transcript has 9 exons. Gene Ontology annotation, molecular function: sequence-specific DNA binding; DNA-binding transcription factor activity, RNA polymerase II-specific. The record is from RefSeq and is a predicted model, not a curated record. Gene Ontology annotation, biological process: regulation of transcription by RNA polymerase II; cell differentiation. Bases 2248 to 3852 code for a protein of 534 amino acids.
UGUGUGCUGUGUGAUUUAAUGCAAACUUUUAGAUUAACAGCUUAGCACCCAUUUCCAAACGUCCUUUUUUGACCACCCGUCAUAAGUUUGUUCCUAGUGAGGACAGUGAAACUUUGCAGGGAUGUCCUAUACUUGGCAAACCUUCCCAGGAAGUGGUUUAGUUAUCCAGAAUUUCAUGAACCCUUGCUUCCUCUUUUUUUUUUUUUUUUCCCCGUGUGCCAAUUCUUUCCUGCCAGAUGACAAUGCCAGUAAAUCGUGGAGUCGUUCACUUUCAAGAACAGGUGAUGAACUGAACCUUUCCUUGGCAAAAAUCAGAAGUAUGUACUUGUCCUCUCUGACUUUGAGAGUUAUUUUCACAAACAUUCCUUGUUUUUAUUUUAAUAUUAUUUUUAUUUUAAUGACGUUACUGUGACACACCCAUCAAAAAUACUCCACAAUUGUGCACAAUCAAUGUCUAAACAUUGGAAUUACUUUAUAUUAUAAGUAUAUGUAAUACUGAAUUACUACAGUAUACAGUAUAACAUGCUAUUACUUGAGAAUGUGAUUGUAACAAGGCUGGUGAUCUGAUUUUCAUCAGGCUUGGAAGGCACCACACUGCCCUAUGUUUUCAUUUUUUCUUUUAGAUGAUUUAAUUAGUUACAGAUAAUGGAGUUUCUGGUCAGCAGCAUUUGCAAAUUUUAGGAGCACAAUGAAGAGGCUUGUGUGACCUUCAGCAUGGCGGCAGCACAUCAUGUAAAUCGACAGUGAAGGAAAACAAGCUUGGUGGUUUAUAUGGAAUCUGUUAGGGCUGGGCAGUGUUUUCAUUUUUUAUGGUAUAUUGAUACAUUUUCAAAUGAGAUAUAGGAGGAGACAAUACUGUUUAUAUGCGAUACACUUUGAAAAAAGUCAAGUAUUUUUAUCAAGUAUUUUUAGACCUCCUUAAAACAAAGACCUCCUCCUUGUUGUAGACAUGAGCGCUUUGGUUGUGAUAUUGCAAAGAAUCCCAUUAUUUACAGGUAAAUCAAAAUAUUCAAUUAGUGUCUCAUAGGGAAGUUGAUGGAGGUGAGGAAACAUUGUUACUCGAUUAAUUUUUUUUUUUUAAAUUGCCAGAUGACUGAGGUGAAAAAUGUAAUUUUAUUGAAGGGUAAAGUAAAAUGAUUGUUCUAGUGUACUUUCAGUGGUUGUCAGACUUCUUUUGGGCUAUUUGCCAAAUAAGUUUUAGAUUUAAAUUUAAUUUCUUUUUAUCCUUAAACAUUCAACUAGUGUUUUGAGAGCAAUGUCAGAAACCGAGAAGAGUACAUUGGUGGACCUAGUGGAGUGAAAUGCUUUCAAGUUGUAGCUGCUUUAUUUGACCCUUGCAACAUACAUAUAGGCAUAAUUCGUUUUGUCUAUUUUGAAACAUAGCGAAUAGUUGUACAGGCGGACCUGCAAUAUACCGGCACCUCAAGGCAUGCGCAAAUUAAACUUACACAACCAGCAGCUGCUACGAGCCCCAGUCUAGGGUUGGGGCAUAACAAAGGGGACGUGGAGUAAGGGAAGGACAGGGCGCGAUGGACAAGGGAACACACGUGGACAAAGGGGUAUUUUUUUGGUAUAUUUUUCUGUUUUUAUUGACACGCCACGGACACAGAAAAAAUAAACCCGGUGCAAAAGGACUCAGGAAUUACUAUAGCAAAAUCCAAAUUUCCAAACGCAACCCAAAACUUACCUAAGUGCAGAGAAGACAAAAAAAAACGACAAAUUCAUACGUGCGCAAAACAAAAAUGGCAGCCACUCCCUAUACAACUGACACAGAGCAUACACAAAGAUCAAAGUGUCAAACCGAAAUCCGGCCGAGAGUUCGAAACCAAACAGCAAGAAAACCCAAGCGAAAGUACAGAUAAGGGCAAAGCGAAAAUCAGAAAUCCAAUAAACCAAAAAAAAUCAUACGCAGUAAUAUCCAUCAAAGAAAAGCAAACUAGCAAUAAUCAAUAAGCGAGCAGAGCUUCCGACACGUCUUGCCUCUUCGGAAGACGGAAGUGACGAAUUCCGCAUACAGAGAGUUGUGGGCGGAGUCUGCACGUGGAGGCGGAGCGAACGUCGAAUGGAGAGCGAAGUAUUGGAUGAGACUGUGGGCGGAGUCUGCACGUGGAGGUGGAGCGAAUCGCGAAUGGAAAGCGAGCUAGAGGACGAGGCUGUGGGCGGAGUCUGCACGUGGAGGCGGAGGGAACGUCGAAUGGAGAGCGAGCUAGAGGACGAGGCUGUGGGCGGAGCUGAACUUACAUCGCCAUGGACCCGUCCAUCACAUUGUGGCAGUUUUUGCUGCACCUGCUGGAGGACGGCAGCCACAGGCACCUCAUCUCUUGGACCUCUGGUGACGGGGAGUUCAAGCUCCUGGAUGCAGAGGAGGUGGCGAGGCUCUGGGGUCUUCGCAAAAACAAGACCAACAUGAACUAUGACAAGCUCAGCAGGGCUCUUCGAUACUACUAUGACAAGAAUAUCAUAAAGAAAGUGAGUGGACAAAAGUUUGUCUACAAAUUUGUGACAUAUCCUGAUCCGACUGCUGCCGAGGGGCUUCGCAUGGGGGAGGAGUCCCAGCGGCGAGAGAGCCAGACAGACGCUGUAGGCCUGCCCAAGGUCCCUGGGGGCAAUGCCCCCCCCUGCCUCUCCAAGAGCCUGCAGGCCCAGCGCUCCCCACCAAACUCGGGCCAGCGCAGCUCCCGCAAUGACUACAUGAAGUCAGGACUCUACUCCACCUUCACCAUCCAAUCCCUGCAGGCCCCCACCAAGGCCCCCAAACCCAUCAAGACAGAGCUCCCGGUUCCUGCGGACAGCACCCCCAAGGUACCCAGUGCUGAGAAAAUGAUGCCUGAGCUGCGCGUCUGUACAAUGGAGGGGAGGAGCUCUGCUCAGGGGCGGGGCUCUGUAGAGAGCAGUCUGCAGGUGAUAGUCACCCAGCCGUCCCCUUGUGUCACACCUGCCCUGAGCCCUCAGACCCCAUCAGGCUCUGCUCCUGGUAGUCUGAAUGCCCAGACGCAGAAGACCCAAGGUCUGGGAGAUCCCCCUCAGAUCUAUUUGACUAGUGUCUCUGACCCAAGCUCCAUCGCGCCCCUCAUUCCGUUGGCCCCGGUCGGGCCCUCAGCAGCUCCCGGUGAAUGUGUGGUCUCUCCGUCCCAGAGCCACCAGGUGUUUGUGGUCAUCAAACCCUCAGCACCCGUGUCUUCAAAGGAACAGGCCCUCUCAUCUGAGGAGGAGUUCUUUGACAUUGUGGGCCUGAAGGAUAAGCAUGUGGAAGAGGUGACUGCGCCUGCAUCUGCUCUUGCUCCGGCACCUCCACCUCCCGCAGGAGGUGCUGAAUCAGUGGAAGGCCUGCCGGCCUGUGUGGAGCCAGCCGGCCCGCCGUGUGUGGAGUUGAGCCGCGGGGAGCAGCCGGCAGACGGGGAGGGAAAAACCGAAGCUCAGUUAGCAGAAAAACAUACCCCGACCCCAGAAGCUGCCGUUCCUGCUUCAUCACCCCAGGAAGCCCAGCCCCCCAAAUCCAAAAAGCCCAAAGUUCUGGAGCUGCCCUCAUCGCCUAUCCAGCUGCCACCUGGGCUUUCCCUGGAUAAGGUCAAUGCCGCGGUCAACAGCCUCCUGGCCCCUGGUGGAGGCACCAAUACGCUGACCCCCACCGUCAUCACCUCUCACGCGCUGACCCCAGUUCUGUUGACGCCAAGUCCGCUUCCCUCUACCAUCCACUUCUGGAGCACGCUCAGUCCCAUCGCGCCCCGCAGCCCGGCCAAGCUGUCCUUUCAGUUUCCAACCAAUGGGAGCAACCAGAUCCACAUCCCUGCCCUGAGUGUGGAUGGGCUGUCCACGCCAGUGGUCCUUUCUCCCGGUCCACAGAAACCGUGAGCCGUGGCCCGGGCUCUCUGUCACAUCCCCGAUCAGCAGUGGGAGGACUUCGCAAAGCAGGCUCGCCGGCGGCGCAGGACAUGGGGGCUGGAAACAGGCACAGUCACCAGGGCCCUGUGCAGAAAGCAGCUCUGAGCUGCUUUUUCUCGUGUCUCAGGCCCCAGCGAAGCAACAGCGCCCUCUUCUGGUGGCCUGCUGUCUUUGCUCUGGGCGGAGCCUGGGCCAGCAGGUGGCUUUUGCAGUAUUGCAUCUCAGAGAAAAGCCUACCCAGUUUCCCUUUGUGUGGCUUUUCCCCCCUUUUCUACAUGUCAGCAUUACGGAUUUUACUUCAUCUCCUUUGGAACUGAAACUGUAUUCAGUCAAAUUACCCUCCAGCCAUCUGUUUGGAUCGAGAGUGGCUUCCUCAUAAAUAAUGACUUUCUAAGAGGAAGAUCAUUUUAAAUUAAAUCUUUAUUUAACAGUGAUUACCAUUCCAUUUUUUGUUUCUUAUUCAGUGAUAUUUUUAAAAAAAACAUUUUUUCUACAUCACGAAAUUUGGACAAUAAUGAUGGUGAAUUUUCUGUUGAUAUAAAUUUCUCAUUUUAUGUCUGAUGACAUUGUGCUUCUUUUUGUUAUUUCUUUUCUCCCAGAAACAUUCUUGGUUUCAAGUGGCGAAUUUGACAUCGUGGACGUCUUUUUCCCACAUAUUAGAAUCCAUAUAUGUCUGUAAUCCCUGUCAUAUGUUCCUUUUGAAAUCGUGUAUGUGUAGUUACUGGGAUUCUCCCCUGUAAGGGGCUGUUCUUCUUGAUUCUGUCCAAUUGGGCUAAGCAGACUGCUACUGGGUGGUGUUCAGGAUUUUUAAGAGACGAUAUACAGUUUAUUUUGUCGUAAAAGUAAACGAGACAGCAGUUCUUGAUGGUACGCUCUGUCCAUCCCAGUAUUUUUCUGAAUGUUUAAUUGCUUGUAAGAUCUCCGACAUUGCUCUGAUUAUUUCUAAGAUGGAAUGUGGGUUUUGAAGUGUCAAGUGAAAUUUUGUAGCUUUUAUAAUGGGAACUCUAGAGGAGACCAAAGCCAGCAGUUUUAAUGAAAUUCUACACGAUAUUUUUUUUAGAGCUGCACUGUUUCGCUGUCAUUCAUUAAAGGGCUAUAACACAUUUUAUUCUUCUAUGCUACCAAAUGCUGAAAUUUUAAAACCCAGUUUUCUCAAGUAAUGGACAUAAAUUUUGGCUCUACAUUUACUGAAUUCAAACAUUGUGUUAAAACAAAAGAAGAGGUUACUAAAGAAAUAAUCUGAAUUAUUAGUUUUUCCCUUGAAUGUUGUUUUUUUGGUAGAUGUAUGCUUAGUAUCCGUACUGGAUACAGAAAUAUUUGCGGCCUGUUUGAAGUCAAAGUCACUAUUCUACACAAUGACAGACUGUCAGUUGCAUUUAUCAAAGCGAGUCACGUUUAUCCAAAGCUAUUGACCACAUUCCGAUACAUAAGGUCACCAAAUUUCUUUGAGAAAUGCAUAGAGUCUAAUAUGGAAUAUGAUGUCAAAAUUUUAUAUUCAGCUAUUUUUUUAAUAGCACUAUAUACUUACAGUAAAGAUAUACCAUUUGGUUUCUUGCAAACUAGAAUCAUUUGUACCAAUUUGCAUUGAUAUAUAUGUUAACAAAUUAUUACAUAUCCAUAGAUGUACAAUACAUCUACAGAUAUAUUUAAUUGAUAUUUUUCAGAUAUGUGAGCUGACUUUCCUUCUAGCCUUUUAGGUUUGCUAUGUGCCAGUGCUUGUGGUAUUUGUCGCAGUGUCAGCUGACAAAAAUAUAUUGAAAAGCCAGUUCUUAUCUUGCACAUUUAAAAUUGAGCAGUUGUUUGGAUGACACGUCCUGGACUCUCAUCAUUUUUCGUUUUCAGGAUCAUACUCAGAAACCUUACAGAGAUAUGAGACUGUUUCUGGGUCAGACGACGUUACUGGAAUGUGCAGCGCUGCGGUUCAUCAUCGGUGGCCAUGUUUGGGCUUGCUUACGUCACACGGGUUCUUUAAAAUGUUGAUAAAAUGUGACCACUUGUUAUCCUGAGUAUUUUGCACUUUGAGAUUUUUAUACACAUGGACUAUGGAAAAUUAUAAUCCCUCUUUCCUGUU